This is a messenger RNA of Actinia tenebrosa (Australian red waratah sea anemone), 1526 nucleotides long. RefSeq names its product trace amine-associated receptor 7c-like. NCBI's taxonomy places the organism in Eukaryota, Metazoa, Cnidaria, Anthozoa, Actiniaria, Actiniidae. Gene Ontology annotation, biological process: G protein-coupled receptor signaling pathway. The record is from RefSeq and is a predicted model, not a curated record. Gene Ontology annotation, molecular function: G protein-coupled receptor activity. Gene Ontology annotation, cellular component: membrane.
UGUCCAUCAUUGACGAAUAAAAUUCCUGCUUUUAGUAUAUUUUGCCCAUUAGCGGCAGGGGGAAAAAAACGGCAUUUGGAGGAGGUGAGAGAUUUGAUUCACUUUCAAAUAUCAUUAGCACAACCUAGUCGACAGACGUACGCUCGAUAAAUAUGAACCAAAGUAAUUUUUGCUAUCAGAAUGCCUUCAGCUUUCAGUCGCAUGGCUAUCGAAUGGGUGUAGCUACAGGUUAUUCACUGACAUCUAUUUCUGCAGUUUCUCUGAAUACCCUGGUUUUUUUCACGAUUUGGAAGACUUCGACGCUACACAAGCCUUCGUAUAUUCUACUAGCGAAUCUUGCCUUGACAGAUUUAUUGGUUGGAGCAAUUGUUCAGCCCAUGACGGUAAUGAUCAACAUUGCAGCACUCAAGAACUGGAAUAAGCUAUUUUGCUUGUUGUCCGCUACUUCUCGCGUAGUUGGGUAUUGGCUGGGUUCCGUGUCUCUGUUUACUCUGACUUUGAUAAGUGUUGACCGUCUUUUGGCCAUCAAUCUCAAGAACAGAUAUCGCACCACUGUUUCUUUGGAGCGAGUUAUCCGUACUCUGGUGUUCUGGUGGCUUAAAGCUCUGGUCGUGACGGUGUUGAACAUUUUUAUGAAUUCGAACGGAGAGUCAUCUAAUCUACUGUUUAUCGUUCCUGCUGUCAUUAUCUGUAGCUUGCUUGCAGUCAUUACUGUGUGCUAUGCUUUAUCUUUCCAUACCUUAAGAAAACUAUCCAAGCCGGUAGUUAAAGUCACUACAGGCGAAAGAGUUGCUGCUAAAAAUGCUGAUCCAAAACUGCCCACGAUUCCAGAAAACUACACCUUUGAUGUCUGUAAAUAUCGACGAUCGCUAAAGACCAUGCUACUUGUCUUUAUCUCUAUAUUAAUCUUUUAUCUGCCCUAUUUGUGCGUUGUUAUCGCAAUGGCAUUCAGAUUUACAGAAAAAUGGAUGGAAGACGAUGCAGGACUUUUUCAUGUAAAAUUACUGGUUUUGAGCGAGCUUCUCGUUAUCCUAAUUUCUACAACCAAUCCUGUAAUCUACCUUUGGCGAGUGAAAGAUUUCCGAAAAGCUUCCAUAAAGAAAUUGAAAGAAUUUCUCAAGCUAGAAUCUAAUGAAAUCAUUGAACUGGACAGCUAAACCGUAAUGUAGCUUUACACUAUAUCGCGUAUUUAUACGGAGAAAAUAUUUGGAUUUCAUUAAUUUAAGUGCUGCGCUCUACCAUUCUUAGCAUUCACGUCCGUCUCGAUCCGUAGACACGGUCAAAUCCAACAUCAAAAGCCUGAAUUAAAGUUUCAGCAGCUGUCGGGUUCGGCAAAUGGGGAUGGACAUAAUUGAUAUCUUUAUUCCAUACAAACAACCAUUUUGUAUAUGGAAUACAUAAACGUAGUAUGAAUAUGUACUGUUUAAUAAACGAGCGGGAGUGUUUUAUCGGGUAUAAAACACGAGGCGUAGCCGAGUGGUUUUAGACCCGAUAAAACACGAUCUGAGAGUUUAUUGAACGGCUUA